GCCCCGCGAAAGAAGACUUCGAAUUCCACCAAAAGAGAGAUGUUGGACUGAUUGGUUGCAAGAUGAUUUCUUAAAACAAGGUUCGCCAAAGGCCGCGAACACAAAAUGGCCACGGAUCCAGGCAGCGCAACUGAUGUUGUGUUCGGCGAAGUUUCGGAGGGCGAGGCCACGGAGAAGAAAGGAUUCUUCAUCCAUCCGCGGUCGCGCGCUUAUCGAACAUGGGAAACUUGUAAUGUAUUUUUUUGCUUCCUAACGUUCGUCAUCGCACCGUUCCAAGCCUCCUUCGACUCCAGCAUAACUUUUCUUUGGGUCGUAGUCUACCUAUUGGACGCAUCCUUCUUUUUGGACAUCGUUUCGAAAUUUCACUUGGCAUUCUUCGAGAAAGCAUCGAUAAUUACAGACAAGGCGCGCAUCAGACGAAACUACAUCAAAGGGCGGUUCCUCCUGGACCUGCUGUCUGUGUUACCUCUUGACCUGAUCGCACUUUGGUUGACAGUCGACAAAAUGGAGCCAAGCCAAGUCCUAGCUUUUGUCCGAUUGAAUAGACUGCUGAGACUUCACAGGAUUAUGCAGUACUUCGAUGCCCGAGAUAACGAUCUUCGCUCGAACACCACCACAGUUAGGGCGUUCAGAUACAGCGCCAUGUCGUUCAUCAUUAUCCACCUAUUUGCAUGUGGCUGGUACUAUCUGGCAUGUGACAACAUGGCCGAUGGCAAAGGCAAAUGCAUAACUAAAUCCUGGGCCAAUCUGAAAGCAGCCAAGGAAAUGUUGGAGUUUGGUGCGUUUCCACGAUAUAUGACGGCGCUUUAUUGGGCAACGGCCACUGCUUCUUCUACCGGGUUUGGAGAUAUUCAUGCAGUUACAGACUCAGAGAAGUGGUAUUCCAUUCUUUGCAUGUUGAUUGGUAUUGCCUACUUCUUUGGCCUUUUGCUUGGAAGUAUGGCUUCAAUUAUUACUAACCUUGAUGCCAUGCGAGCCAGUUAUAAUCACCAUCUCACUGCCAUCAAGCAGCAUAUGCAAGACCUCAAUAUAUCUAAGAAAGUGCAGGAGCGUGUUGUUGCAUACUAUGAAUACCUGUGGUUAACUACAGAGGGAGUAAACACUCAAGGAAUAUUUAAGGAUCUGCCUGUCACUCUACAAACUGAGCUUGCUCUUAGCAUCAACAACAAAGUACUAGAAAAGGCUGAGGUAUUCAAAGAUCUCAGUGCUGGCUCCAAGCGGAUGCUCACCACAUACAUCAAGCCUGUGUUCUUCAUGCCUGACCAAGUAAUCAUCAACAAAGGCGAUGUUGGGAGUGCAAUGUAUUAUAUCCAUAGGGGAAAAGUUGAGGCUUUAAGUGAAGAUGGGGUUAAAGUGGUUCUAGAAGAAGGACACUUAUUUGGAGAGGUUACACUGGUGUAUAACAUUCUGCGCACCACUGUUGUGCGUGCCAUCACACCCUGUGUUAUCUGUGUGCUUGAACGCCAGGACAUGAACAAAGUGCUCAACUACUAUCCUAAGGGUACAGGUCAAUCUCUUCAAAAACUCCACAACAUUGUUGAAGAUCGCUGUGAGAUUGUUCAGUCUAAAGGAAACUCUGUCCUAGAAAUGACAACUGAUGAAGCAAACCAUGAACUCUUACAUACUGUGGGCUACAAAGAACCGACAAAUAAAGGGCAUAGCUUCUGGCAGCGUCUGACAACAACAGUGAUCCACCCCCACUCCAAAAAGCUGUACAUAUGGGAGCGUGUGCAUCUGGGGGCACUAGUUCUUACCUUCAUGCUGAACUCAUUUGUUGCUUCAUUCUCUGUUGGGCUCCAUCACCUUGGUUAUGGCGAGAAUAUCUACAUGAAUAUCAUCCUAUUUGUUUCUUACAUCCUUGAUGCCAUUCUUAUUUGCGAUUUUCUGCUGAGAUUCAACCUUGCCACAGCUGCAACAUCAGAUUUGAAGAAGAUCCGUGCCAACUACAUUCGCACAAAACUUUUCUGGCUUGACCUGCUAGCUAUAAUUCCCAUUGAGAUCAUUGCUUUUGGCUUCUCGGGUCACUUUCGCUGGCACAUGCUUUCUUUCCUGAAACUCAACCGCUUCUUUAAGAUUGGACGGCUUGUAUCACAUUUUGAGGAGCUUGAGAACAGGUUUGACUCCAGUGUCGCAAACAUCCGUGGACUCAAGUAUGGAAUCUACAUUCUCCUGACAACUCACAUUUCUGCCUGCCUUUGGAUUUUUGAAGCCUGCUAUGGCGAUGACUGUCAGCACGGUAGCUGGGCGGAGCAUGUUAUUCAGAUCAAAGAUUCUAUUGGUCUGCGAGAGUAUGUAGCAAGCAUGUACUGGUCCGCCGCUGCUAUGAGUUCGACUGGAUAUGGUGACAUCCAUGCCCACGAUGCUCUGAGUGAGAUAAUCUCCAUCAUAGUCAUGUUCACUGGGUUGCUGCUCUAUGGUUACUGCCUCUGUGGCUUCUCUGCCACAAUUGCAAACACGAUGAAGCCUAAGGCAGAGUUCCAAGAGCGUGUAGAUGCUGCUGUCAAAUUCAUGACAACCCAAAACCUUGACUCCACCCUUAUUCAGCGUGUGAUUGACAGCCUUUCUAUGGUUUGGAAAAUGCACAGAGGAGAAAAUAUCCCAGGAAGCAAGCGCCUGAUGGCAGAUAUGCCGGUCAGAUUACAGCAGGAAGUCUGUGCUGAGGAGUGCACUGAUCUAAUCAAGCAGGUCCCUAUUUUUGUUGAGAGCGAUGAAAACUUCAUGCGGACUCUAUCACUCCACACGACAUCUUAUGUCUUCAAGCCAGGUGAUUACAUCGUGUACGCUGGUGACAUGGGGCGGGAGAUGUACUGCAUCAGAAGAGGCCAAGUGAACAUUUUAUGUGAGGAUAACGUUAUAGGUACAUUGGGUCCUGGGAGCUUUUUUGGAGAGAUUGGCCUUAUUUAUGGCGAGAGCCGUUUUGCUACAGUUCAAGCUAAAACUUACUGCCAAAUCCUGAUGCUGACAAAACACGAUCUUGACGAAGUCCUAGAAGAAUUCCCUAUCAUCAAAAGGCAAAUCACUGAAGCUGGCGCUCGACAUGCUAUGUUCAGCAAUAAAAAUCAGAAUAAGACACGUAAAGCAAUCCGUCGCCUCUCACUAGAGGCUUCACAGCGGGCCCAAGCAUCCAGAGUAGCCUACAAGAACAAGCUGGACGUGAUCAAAGCUAAAAAGAAGAACUAUGUCAUUCCAGAGUCUGAAAUAGAAAAGGGAGAUAGUGAUGAUGCAGAUGGAGCAGAUGAUGAAGUCUUUACUGAGGAUGAGAUCAGAAGAGUGUACCAAGACAUGGCACCUGUGGCCCGAAUUUUCUCCUGUCUUCUUAUGAGGAAAGGCAUUUCACCCAAGGCAGUGUGGUUCCGUGUGUGGCAAGGAAUCACCACCACCAUCGCUGGUUUUUACCUGGCCACUGUAGUUCUACAGGCUGCCAUCCUACACAUUGACAUCACCUUCUGGACGCUCCACUAUUGCUUUGAGAUUGUGUUUCUUGCAGACAUCUACAUCAAGUUCCAUGUUGGCUACUACAGCAAAAACAAAGUUCUUGUGACACACCCUGUUUACACAGCAAGGAAGUACCUUAGGGGAAACUUUGUUAUAGAUGUGUUGGCAAGCUUCCCAACUGAGAUCUUUAUACUUGCUUCCAUGCCACUAAAUAUAAGCAUCUUACGCAUCCUAGCAUUUGUCCGCCUCAACCGAUGUAUCCACUUCUACCGACUUGUCCAGUUUUUCAGCUACAUGGAAGAGCCUUUGGGUUACUGGGCUAACUUCUACAGACAACUAAAGUUUGUGAUCUACAUGUCUCUGUUUACACACUACGUUGCUUGUGGAUGGUUCAUUUUGGCUUGUGAUGGACAGGAUGAUGGCAGCCAUCUUUGUAGAAAAGAAUACUGGGCCAUGAGCUCUGGACACUCGCUCAAAAAGGAUGACCCCGUCUUCGAGAGAUAUUUGAUCAGCUUCUACUGGGCUGCGGCCACUUGUGCAUCUGUUGGGUAUGGAGACAUCCGCUCAUACCAGGUGUCGGAGAUGACCUAUUCAUUCUUCUUCAUCGUUAUCGGCAUCGUGUUCUACGGGUACAUCGUGGCUAGUGUAGCCGCUGGUCUGGCAAACGCAGAUGCACAGAGAGCUCGCUUCCAGGAGAGACUCGAUUCUAUCAAAGAUUUCUUGCAAGAAGAAAACAUCAAUGAGCAUGUCAAAUCCAAAAUCAUCAAUCAUUAUGAGUAUACAUGGCUGAGGAACCGUGGUGUCGACUCCUCGACGUUGUUUGAAGGCAUCCCACUCUCGCUUCAUGCUGACAUCACCAUCAGCUUGUAUAAAGAUGCCAUCGAAAAGGUCCCUCUAUUCCAAAAUAAAGACAUCGGCUUUGUCAAGAUGUUGUCCUUACACGUGAAGCCCAUCUAUUUCUUGAGUAAUGAAUACAUCGUGCAGAAGGGGGAGAUUGGACAUGAGAUGUUCUUCAUCCACAAGGGUGAAGUGGACGUGGUUACGGAUGAUGACCCACCCAUCGUGCUUACAACACUCAAAGCUGGCAGUUUCUUUGGCGAGAACAGUGUGCUAUUUGACAGCCCCCGCACUGCUUCUGUCAGAGCUCGUAUAAACUGUGACGUGUAUGUGCUGACCAAGAAUGACAUGGCUGAGGUACUGUCCCACUACCCGGAGAUCAAGGAGGAGAUGCUGCGCGCUGCUGAAGAGAACGAGCGCUUACUCCAGGAGAAGGCAGCCUUGGCAACCGAAGCUCUUCCCACCGACGACGACCAGAGGAACUGUGAGACACCUGGAUUAGCCGUGGACAUGCCAGAAGACGAGGGCGUCACUGUCAAAACACCAAGGAACUGCUGCGGUGCCAUCUUGAACUUCCUUUGGGUAAAACUGAGCGAGUUCGUGAUCGAGCCGGACAGCAAGUUGCAUUACAUCACAUUCCUCAACUGUGCCCUCAUUUUCCUGACCAGUAUCACCAUCACUUUCACCGUGGCCUUCCAAGAGCAUGCUUUGUACAUUCACCUGUUUAAUUAUGCAGCCGAGCUCUGCUUCUUUGUCGAGAUAUUCUUCAAGUUCAACAUGGCUUACCGUCUGCCCACUGGUGUACUUGAGACUGAUCAGCGUCGUAUUGCCACACAUUACGUGAAAGAGGGAUUCAUUUUUGACUUUGUAGCGUCCUUCCCACUCGAGAUCUUUGCCUUGGCUGCGCCUGAGGGAAGCAAGCUUGAAGUGUUGUCCUACCUUAGAUUGACCCAUCUCCUCCGAAUUCUCCGACUUUCACAAUUCUUCAACGAGUAUGGCAACAAGCUUAACAUCAACGUUUUUGAGGUGCGCAUGACUAAAUUCGUCUUGUACGUGAUUCUGACUGUUCACAUGUUCGCAUGUGGUUGGUACUUCAUGGACUGCCCCGGUAAUAAGUGCGACCCUAAAGAACGCUAUUGGCUUGACGAUCACGGGCUUCGAGGCGAGGCGGGGCUGACAAUCUACGUUUCAGCCCUGUACUGGGUCGUAGCGUCCGUUACCACCACUGGCUAUGGAGACAUCCACGCUGACAACAACAACGAAAUGAUUUACGCGAGCUUUGUGAUGGUUGGCGGGAAGCUGCUGUUCGGUUUUAUUCUCAGUAACAUCGCCUCCACACUAUCUAACUUGGAGAUGAAACAGUUCGGAUACAGAAAGAAGCUGGAAGUCGUCAAGCACCAUCUAAAAAAGGAAAUGGCACCCGUGGAGCUGCAAGAGCGUGUUAUUAACUUUUACGAGUUCAUUUGGUUCAAGAACAAGGGAGCAAAGUUUAGCUCUCUCUUUUACGACAUCCCUCACUGCCUUGGUGGCGAACUAGCUAUGGAACUUGUAGGAGAUGUUCUAAAGAAGGUGCCCGUUUUAUCUGGGGCUUCAGACCCUUUCAUCCGGCUCUUGAGCGCUAAGGCUCAGCCGUGUCAGAUCAGGGCUGGCGAGUACAUCAUUCGCAAGGGAGACAUCGGCCAGCAGCUUAUUAUCCUCAAGCGAGGAACAGCGGCUAUCGUGAAAAGCGAAGAUCCCGAAAAGCUGGAGGAGAUGGUGGUGAACUCUUUCUACGGUCAGCGGUAUCUACUAUUAACAGGUCCCUAUCUCGAGUCUGUUCGUGCGAUCACUAACGUGGACGUGUUCUUAUUGGACAAGAAAGACCUAUAUGAGGUGCUGAAGUUCGACCAAGUCACCAAACAGCGAGUCCAACAGGCUGUAGCAGAUAUUAAUGCGUCCAUGCAACUCGUGCCUGCCAACUAGCUUACUCGAGUCUUACACUAUUCCAAAUGAACUUUGCCUUGUUUUGAUUAAUUCUACCCCUCUGUCUGUUUAGCGUAUCUUGCUUUUUGUUUUGUUGUGCAACCAUUUACCCCUAUUAUUUGAUCGUUGUACCCAUUGUUCUUGAACCCAGACCCCUGAAAUUAAACUUGUAAUUUUUUUCGGAUAUCAAAAGUAAACUGAAGUAAACUGUCUUUUAAA
Molecule: messenger RNA, 6453 nt
Organism: Nematostella vectensis (starlet sea anemone)
Lineage: Eukaryota; Metazoa; Cnidaria; Anthozoa; Actiniaria; Edwardsiidae
Exons: 45
Coding region: 106-6234 (2042 amino acids)
Biological process (GO): transmembrane transport; potassium ion transport
Cellular component (GO): membrane
Molecular function (GO): voltage-gated potassium channel activity; protein-containing complex binding
Source: RefSeq, a predicted model, not a curated record